AAGGAUCCAGGAAAAUGCUGUCUUCUAGCGUUUUCUCUGCGUCCAAACAGGACCACAAAACGGCACAAAGUUGCCAGCUUUCUAACAUUUCGGGAUUGACCCAUCGGCGUUUACCUUUCUCUCUCAUCGGAUUUGUCGGUGAAUUCGAUUUCCCGUUCAAAUCGAAGAGAUCCCAGAGAGGAUUUUGUCGGGAGAAAGAACAGAAAUUCCUUAGCCGUCCGCCAUGGAUCUCGAGCCAGAGGAGCUCCAGUUCUUGACGAUCCCUCAGGUGCUCGUGGAAUCGAUCUCGAUCACGAAACGAUCACCCAGAUCGUUCUAUCUCAUAACCCUAACCCUAAUUUUCCCCCUCUCCUUGGCCAUCCUAGCUCACUCGCUCUUCACCCACCCGAUCAUCGUGAAGCUCGACUCGGUCGACUCGUACAACUCGGCUCGGGCUCGGCACGACUGGACCGUCCUCCUGGUCAUCCAGUUCUGCUACCUGAUCUUCCUCUUCGCCUUCUCUCUCCUCUCGACCGCCGCCGCCGUCUUCACCGUCGCUUCCCUCUACACGGCCAGCCCCGUCUCCUUCUCCUCCACCAUCUACGCCAUUCCCAAGGUCUUCAAGCGCCUCUUCAUCACCUUUCUCUGGAUAGCUCUCUUGAUGUUCGCCUAUAACGCCGUCUUCUUCCUCUUCCUGGUAAUGCUUCUCAUCGCCAUUGAUAUGAACAUGCUGGGACUGGCUAUUUUCGCAGGGCUGGUGAUCUCCUUGCUCUAUUUCGGCGUCCAUGUCUACAUCACUGCUCUCUGGCAUCUGGGCAGUGUUGUAUCCGUGCUCGAGCCCAUUUACGGCUACGCCGCCAUGAAGAAGGGUUACGAGCUUCUCAAGGGAAGAACCCAGAUGGGGAUGGUUCUGGUUUUCGUCUACCUGAUACUCUGCACGUUGAUCGGAGGCGUUUUCAGAUCCGUGGUGGUUCACGGAGGCGAAAACCAUGGGAUCUGGACGAGAAUUGUGAUCGGCGGGUCACUGGUAGGGGUUCUAGUGAUCGUGAAUCUGGUGGGAUUACUGAUACAGAGCGUGUUCUACUACGUCUGCAAGAGUUACCACCGGGAAUCGAUCGAUAAAACGGCUUUGCACGACCACCUCGGAGGAUACCUCGGAGAGUACGUGCCUCUCAAGAGCAACAUUCAGAUGGAGAACCUGAAUGCUGCUGCUUGAUGACAUGACAAACCCUGGUAUUGCCUUCUGUUUGGAAGCAGUUUUAAGGUUUGAAUAAUCUUUGUAUGCCGAGAUGGAGUUUUUGUAUAUAUUGGUUUUUGCUGUAUGUGUACGCACGCAACCGAGAUUACUCGUUAUCCCCUUUUGUUCAUAUCCUCGAUUUGAAGCCAUUUAUCGAGUCCUUUGAAAACCAAUCGGUUUAAUUGCAAUCGCAAUAAAAUAUAAUAAAAUCUAAUUGUUGCUCUUUA
Tarenaya hassleriana is the source of this 1443-nucleotide messenger RNA. RefSeq lists its product as uncharacterized. The coding region runs from base 224 to 1195 and encodes 323 amino acids. The transcript has 2 exons. Lineage: Eukaryota; Viridiplantae; Streptophyta; Magnoliopsida; Brassicales; Cleomaceae. The record is from RefSeq and is a predicted model, not a curated record.